UAAGGCUAAGGCCCGCGUAAUCACCAGUCCAGUCCCUGCCAUCACUACCUCUAGCGUACAAAGCGGCAAUUCAGAUUUCAGAUGAAUAUGAAUGCGGACGUUUGGUUUCCUCAAUGAGUAGCGCCAAUAUUCAAGUUCUGAGUUCUGUUUUUUGGCAUUCGGGAAGUUUAGUUUCAGAGGAGGCGAACAUUAGAAGUUCUUAAUAUAAGCCCAGCAAAAGGUAACAGCGACAAUAACGUCAGCUAUAGGUAGAAAAGAGCGAUUUUGCGUUAUGGAUCCGCGUAAGUUAACGGAGCUGCUGAGGGGGACCAUUGACCAUGCACAGCAGAAGCAGGCCGAAGAGCAGCUAAACCAGGUUCACAAAAUUAUCGGCUUCGCCCCAGGUCUCCUUCAGGUCAUUAUGUCCAAUGACAUCGAUAUGCCUGUGAGGCAGGCUGGUGUUAUCUACUUGAAAAAUUUUGUCAUCACAAACUGGGCUGAUCGGGAAGUUGAGAACAAUGCUGUGCCUUUUAGUAUCCAUGAACAAGACAGGGCAAUGAUUCGUGAUUCCAUUGUUGAUGCCACUAUACAUGCUCCUGAACUCAUCAGGCUCCAGUUGGCUGUAUGUAUCAGUAAUAUUGUCAAGCACGACUUUCCUGGCAGGUGGACGCAGAUCGUUGAUAAAAUAACUAUAUAUCUUCAAAAUCCAGAUGCUACUUGCUGGCCUGGAGCUCUUUUGGCUCUUUAUCAGUUUGUUAAAAAUUAUGAGUACAAAAAAGCAGAAGAUCGAGGUCCACUACAUGAAGCUAUGAAUCUUUUACUGCCUAUGAUUUACCAACUGAUUUUAAGACUACUACCUGAUGAUUCUGAACAAUCUGUCCUUCUGCAGAAACAGAUACUCAAAAUAUUUUUCGCGCUUACUCAAUAUACACUCCCUCUUGAUCUUAUUUCAAAAUCAACUUUCUCUGAAUGGAUGAAUAUUGUACGACAAGUUGCUGAUAGAGGUGUACCGGCAGAGACAAACAAUAUUAAUCUAGAUGAUGAUGAACGAGCUGAUUUACCAUGGUGGAAAUGUAAAAAAUGGGCACUGCACAUACUUCAAAGAAUUUUUGAACGAUAUGGAAGUCCAGGUUCUGUGAACAAAGAUUAUAAAGAAUUUUCAGAAUGGUACUUGCAAACAUUUAGUGCUGGUAUACUCGAAGUAUUGCUGAAAAUUUUAGACCAAUAUCGAAGAAAAAUUUAUGUUUCACCUAGAGUUUUGCAACUCUCUAUUAAUUACAUUGAUCAAGGAGUUAUCCAUGCAUUUUCGUGGAAGUUUUUGAAACCUCAUAUGUUCGAAAUUAUUCGCGAUGUUAUAUUUCCUCUCAUGUCUUACUCAGCAGCUGAUGAAGAGUUAUGGAAUACAGAUCCAUACGAAUACAUUCGUGUUAAACUAGAUAUAUUCGAAGACUAUAUAUCUCCUGUAGCUGCAGCUCAGGCCUUGUUAAACUCUGCUUGUAAAAAACGUAAAGACAUGUUGGAGAAAUCAAUGCAAUUGAGUAUGGAAGUUUUGACCAGCGUAAAUACUGAUGCAAGACAAAAAGAUGGAGCUUUACAUAUGGUUGGAGCGCUUGCCGAUAUUUUAUUGAAGAGAAACAUUUAUAAAGAACAAAUGGAUGAAUUACUUCUUCAGUAUGUGUUUCCUGAAUUUAAUAGCUCACAUGGUCACAUGAGAACAAGGGCCUGUUGGGUAUUGCAUAACUUUGCUGAAAUUAAAUUUAAACAAGAAAAUAUAUUGAUACAGGCUGUCAGAUUAACUACUAAUGCUUUAUUAACUGAUCAAGAUCUUCCUGUUAAAGUAGAAGCAGCAAUAGCACUUCAAAGCUUGCUGAACAUGCAAGAGAAGGCACAGAAAUACAUUGAACCAUACAUCAAACAAAUUACAAUGGAACUUUUAAGUAUUAUUAGAUUGACUGAAAAUGACGAUUUAACAACUGUCAUGCAAAAAAUAGUUUGCACAUAUCCUGAUCCACUGAUGCCUAUUGCAGUCGAAAUAUGUCAGCAUUUAGCAACUACUUUCAGCCAAGUAUUGGAAACAGAUGAAGGUAGUGAUGAAAAAGCUAUUACUGCAAUGGGGCUACUAAACACAAUCGAUACUUUAGUGUCUGUGAUGGCAAAUGAGCCCAUAAUAAUGAGCCAACUACAACCAAUAGUUUUGCAAGUUAUUGCACACAUCUUUAAUCACAGUGUGAUAGAGUUUUACGAAGAGGCAUUGUCCCUUGUAUACGACCUAACAGCGAAGUCGAUAUCUGAUGACAUGUGGAAAGUGCUUGAACUAAUGUACGAGCUUUUUCAGAAGGAUGGCUUUGACUACUUUACGGAUAUGAUGCCAGCCCUGCAUAAUUACGUUACAAUUGACACACCUGCCUUCCUAUCAAAUGAUAAUCACAUUCUGGCCAUAUUUAAUAUGUGCAAGGUUGUGCUGACAGGUGAUGCAGGAGAAGAUCCUGAGUGUCAUGCAGCAAAACUUCUUGAGGUCAUAAUUCUACAGUGCAAGGGCCACAUUGACAAUUGCAUACCGCCACUAAUACAGCUCGUGCUUGAUCGUCUGACGCGUGAGGUCAAAACGUCCGAAUUAAGAACCAUGUGCUUGCAAGUAGUAAUUGCUGCUUUAUAUUACAAUCCAACUUUAUGCCUUGAAACGAUGAACAGACUGCAGGAAAGCUUAGGUCAGUCAACAGAACCGAUUGCCUCACACUUCAUUAAACAGUGGAUCCACGACACGGACUGCUUUCUUGGCUUACACGAUCGAAAACUUUGUGUCCUCGGUUUGUGCACUGUUAUAAGCAUGGGCCCUUGUAGACCUACAGCAGUCAAUGAGUGUGUACUACAAAUUAUUCCAUCCUUACUUCUACUCUUUGAUGGCCUCAAACGAGCAUAUGCAGCUAAAGUUGCGGAGAGCGAUGAUGAGGAUAAUGACGAUGAUGAAAGCGAUUAUGAAGAGGUCUUAUCAUCUGAUGAAGAUGAAAUCGAUGACGCUAGUCAAGAUUACUUAGAAAAACUUGAAGAAAAAGUGACGAAAGUUCGAGGUCAGCAAAUGUUUGGCAUUUCAACGUCGAUAAAACCUACCGCUUCGGAUGAUGAGGAUGAUGAUUCUGAAUAUAAAGCAAACGAAGAAACUGCACUUGAAAGCUACACCACGCCUCUUGACUCUGAAGAUACAAAUCAAGACGAAUACAUUGUAUUUAAAGAAGUUAUCCAAACGAUUCGUACCUUGUUGCAGUUGGCUGAGAAGGGUAAAUCAAUGCAUCCUAAGGCGGCUGCUAUUCUUCAGUCACAGGUGUAUGUGAAUGAUAUAUUUGUGGGUGCUGAUACUUUGGGGGAGGCAACUCUUCGGCGUGAUCAGUUGGUUUUGUUGUUGGCUGGUGCUGGUAUGCAGCUCGCUUUAGGAUUGAAGUAG
Copidosoma floridanum is the source of this 3418-nucleotide messenger RNA. It is a transcript of the gene msk, whose product is annotated as importin-7 msk. The record is from RefSeq and is a predicted model, not a curated record. Gene Ontology annotation, biological process: protein import into nucleus. NCBI's taxonomy places the organism in Eukaryota, Metazoa, Arthropoda, Insecta, Hymenoptera, Encyrtidae. Gene Ontology annotation, molecular function: small GTPase binding. Gene Ontology annotation, cellular component: cytosol; nuclear envelope.